UGGCGGUCGAUCAAAACCCCAAAAAUUUCAUCCCCAAAUCCCUAACACAUUCUCCCUCACAAUCACAGAGACUUCAAGUUCCCAAUCUCAGAGACGAUUUCGCGUUCGUGUUCACGGACGAUCACAGAGAUUUCGAGUUCCCAAUCACAGAGAUUUCGAUUGUUCACCGACGAUGAUCUCUCUGUCGACGAGCGACGACGGCGUAGUACAACCCCUCUCUCUCGCGCGACCUCAGUUAACCUUGUGUUCUCUUAAUCGAUUGAUCCUCAAUCUCUCACUUUCGGCGUGAAUCAGCCUCCGGCAUAAAGAAGACAGUGGCGUGAAUCACUCUCCGGCGUCUCAGCUCUUCAGUGUCGAUCUCCUCUUCGGCGUUGGUCUCCUUGAAUAACAUCUCAUAUGAUCUAAGAAUAAGGGCUCAUCUAGUGAAGGUUCCACCACAUCAACUGUGCCUGCAACUAAGGCAAUACUCAAUCGAGUGGGCUACACCCUAGAGAUUAGCCAUGGCGUGCUAGUUGAAAUGGCAGAGCACAGGAAGGAAUUGGAGAAGAAAACAAAGCCCAUCCUUGAUACUUUGAGAAGCUACCAAGACUUGCCACCUGAUAAAGCUUUGGCGGCAUUAGCAAUUGAGGACAAGAAAAGGCAGUAUGCUGCUGCUGAGAAGUACCUUGAAGAUGUAUUGCAGUCAGCUCUUUCCACUACAGAAUAUUUUCGGAGUAGCAGUUUGUUUCUUAUGGAAUGCAGGCGUGUAAAGAUUAUGACUAACUUUUAUUUUUGUAACCCACGGAAGAAACAUGACGAAAAUUUUUGUUUUUGAUUUACGUUAUUUAGAUUUGUGAACAACAUUAUGUAUGUAUUAUGUAACAUUAUGUAUUGGGAUAAUUUUGUUGAUGUAUUGUUAUGAAUGGAAGAAUAUUUUAAUUA
This is a messenger RNA of Camellia sinensis, 921 nucleotides long. Lineage: Eukaryota; Viridiplantae; Streptophyta; Magnoliopsida; Ericales; Theaceae. The record is from RefSeq and is a predicted model, not a curated record.